UCUGCUAGAAUUCGGAUCGCUUCUGAGAGAUUUGCACAAUGGCUCCUACAGUUCACUCCCUACCUCCUCCUCCCGGCUCCGACAUUGAUUUCGGAGCCAUUGUCGAGAAUAUCGACCUCGAGAAUCUGACUGAUGACGACUUCAGUGUCAUCCGUAAAGCGCUUUACGAGAACCUCGUGGUGGUGGUGAAAAACCAACACCACCUCUCUCCGAAAGCACAGUACGAGCUUACCCGUCGAUUCGACCCGGCCGCCUCGCAGUACGGCCACGGCAAGACCCUCGAUGCGAAGCGCAGCAUUUUGCAUCCCGAUCUCAAGACCGUCCCCCAUCAGCCCCAGGUCCAGGUGAUUGGUCAUGGGUUCGUGGAGGCCUACGAGGGCCUCACCAAUAUCCAACUGAAACACCCCCACCACCGCACAUUCCACCGCGACGCUAUUCCCGACGAGGAGGAUUAUGAUUUCACUCGCUUCUACCGCUGGCACAUUGAUGCGGCCCUGUAUGAUUUUUACCCACCGAAUGUGACGACAUUACUGGCAGUGCGCGUCCCCAAGGGCCGGAGACAGACACUGCGGUAUGACGACGGAUCAGACGAGACGCUGGAUGUGCCUUUGGGAACGACCGCAUUUGUCAGCGGCGAAAGAAUGUUUGAGAUGCUCUCGGACGAGGACAAGCAGUUUGCGCUUACCAGUCGCGUGGAAUAUGCGCCCCACCCUUACAUCUGGAUGAGCUCCGCUCGUUCUCUUCCUACCGGUCUCGGUCUCUACUCCGAGGACAAAGAACUCCCUCUGUCUGACCUACCUCCUAUCGACGAAUCCAAAAUCCAGAUCUUGCCUAUGGUAUGGAAAAACCCUGUGACGGGCAAGCCGGCUCUUCAAAUCCACCCGUCUGCGGUGCGCAAGAUCCACCGCAAGGAUGGCACCGUGAUUGAUGACUUGGCGCGCGUGCGAGAAAUUGUGUAUAAGUUGCAGCGGCCGGCGAUUAGCCCGCCCCAUGUGUAUGCGCAUGACUGGCAGGAGGGCGAUCUGGUGCUGUUCAACAAUCGGGGGGUUAUUCACUCGGUGGUUGGGGCGUUUGGCAAGGAUGAGGUGCGCUUGUUCCGGCAGUGUAACCUGGCGGCGGGGGAGGCGCCACUGGCGUAUGAGGCAUGAUCAAUAGACUUAGAUGUAAAUUAAUUAUAUUAAUAUUGAAAAUAUCAAAAUAAUCCUG
Messenger RNA from Aspergillus welwitschiae, 1206 nucleotides. RefSeq names its product TauD/TfdA dioxygenase family protein. The record is from RefSeq and is a predicted model, not a curated record. The transcript is spliced from 3 exons. Lineage: Eukaryota; Fungi; Ascomycota; Eurotiomycetes; Eurotiales; Aspergillaceae. Bases 39 to 1148 code for a protein of 369 amino acids. Gene Ontology annotation, molecular function: oxidoreductase activity.